Messenger RNA from Parascedosporium putredinis, 1041 nucleotides. Lineage: Eukaryota; Fungi; Ascomycota; Sordariomycetes; Microascales; Microascaceae. The record is from the annotation of a GenBank genome assembly.
AUGCGUGUCUCGCUGCCGGUAUAUCCACAUCACAAGACCCGCGCUGAGGUAGCCACCUUGCGAUGGGUGCGCCAAAAUACCAAUAUCCCGGUCCCCGAGGUGUUCAGUUUUGACGACAGCAACGCCAAUGAGAUUGGCUACGAGUGGAUAUUGAUGGAAUUUUUACAGGGCACAUCAGCACGGAAAUGUUGGCGGACCAUGUCAAUGGAGCAGAAGAUUGCACUCACGAAGCAGAUGGCGACAUUCCAGGCGGAGUUGUUGGAAUAUGGGAAGCCAGGGUUCAUGUUCAAGAACAUAGGGACGUUGGAUGUGCGGGAGAUCGGCCAAGAAAGCAACGCUGAGGACUUGAAAAAGAUUGCUCCUGGCCGACUAGUAUCCCACGGGUUCUUUAUGGGCGAUCACGUCCAAUAUGACAUUCCGCGAGGCCCCUUCCGCUCUAGUCAUGACUGGCUGAGCGCGGAGUUGAACAUCAUCCUACUACAUCACACAGCAGUCCUCAAAAGACACAGGACGAAGAUGACAAAGAGGACGCCGAGGAGUCUUCCCCCAAUCUUGGACGAGCGGGAGACGACAGGACUAUAUCACCAUGACCUCCAUCUGAACAACAUUCUGGUAAACGAAGAGGGAGAAAUCACGGCCGUUCUGGACUGGGAAUGCGUCUCGGCACUUCCCCUCUGGAUGUUAGCCAAGGUUCCCAAGUUCCUUGACGGGCCAGUUCGGGAGGAAGAGCCGCAGCGAGAUCUAUAUGCGGAUGAGGCGCCUGAUGUGGAAGCUGAGAACAAUGACCCGGAGUACUUGGACAAUGAGGGCAAGAAUGAGCUGUACUUCAUUCACAGGAUGGAGUACGAGACAACGCAACUACGAAAAGUCCACGUGGCUAGAUUGAGGGAACUGUGGCCAGAGUUGUCUCUUGAGGAAAGCGCUGUGAAGAUUGAUUUCUUCGAAGCAGUCUCACAAUGCGACGGAAUAUGGGUGAAAAAGGCGCGUCGAUGGGCUGAUUGUAUGCAGAAGGGUGAGGUUGUAAGGUGGGAUGAUGCCUAG